This is a messenger RNA of Pseudo-nitzschia multistriata, 1820 nucleotides long. NCBI's taxonomy places the organism in Eukaryota, Bacillariophyta, Bacillariophyceae, Bacillariales, Bacillariaceae. The record is from the annotation of a GenBank genome assembly.
CUGAAGACGGCAAUCAUUAUUCGGAAUCAAGCACGUUGAGACAGGCCAAUCAUUUUUUCAAUUCCUCGAUUCUCAACCAAAAUGGAUCCCUACAAUCCAGCAAAUUCGCUUCGCUCGUCGCAAGGACAAUUCUUAUUCUCAUCUGUACUAAAUCUCAACAAAGUCGAAAAGGCAUCUCCCCAAAGAGAAGUGUUUGACCCACAUAAAUUAAUGACCAUGGAAUUAAUCAAGACACCGCCGAGMAUUUUUGAACCCUCCUGCAAAAAUUCCAAUCGCCUGUUUCAAGCCUCACAUUACUUAUUCGAUAGCAGAUCCGGUAUUCCACCUCCAGAGACAAAAUUCGACCUUCAAAGACGAAUGAUUUGCCAUGARGACUUUCCUKUACUCGUUUCUUAUCAACAACAAUUAAAAAUCGUCAAGGCGACCAUGAAGUCAUCCAUCGUGCUGCAGUCUAACAAAGACGACGGAAAAAUCAUCGCAACGAGRAUGAAGCAACGACACGGACUUGCAAAUUGCACCAUCUUUCGAGGUCAGUGUCCACGCACCGACCAAAUGAUGCAAAAAUGGCACAAGAAUAUCGACUUGAUGAUGGAAAAACUCRCCAUUACUGAUGAUUAUUCAAGUGCAAAAGUGAUGGCUCCGACUCUCGUGUUGUCGUCGGAGAACCAGAUGGAUCCAGACUUUACCAAUGCUUKCCGMAAAAAUUACCCAAAGCACUUUGACCUCAUCACCUGGGCCGAAGAUUUCUUGCACUCAUCUGAUCAGGAAAAGAAGUUACCCGAGAAGAAACAUCCAGUWUGUGAAGAGACUGCAAAAAUCAAGGAGACCCAAGCUGAAAUCUUUCUCGAGGAAGCUGCUAUAUCAGAUAGUAUUGGUAACCCAAAGAAAAGGAUUCGCGAUGAGACUACUUUCAUGUCGACCCGUGGUAAGAAGAAUCGCACAGAAACAUCAUUACGAUUCCAUGCGAGCGAUAGAGAGCGUCAGAAUAACUCUCCACGCUGUAUCUUCUCUCCAAUAAAAGAGAAGCCCCUAAAAGAGUCCAAAAGUGUCAUGCCUAUCGCUCCACUGCCAUCACCAAUCUUGGCGAUUGAUAACAGUAUCACAGUUGCUCUKGCUCYGCAUCCAUUCAAUACCAGCAAGCUGCCCAAGGAUAAYGUUUCCCAAUCGUUGGAAGUAGUCGCUGGCGAAAGUAGUCUCUUGAGCGAGAGGACCUGUCGUAGGCAGAGAAGCAAGAUCGCUUUUGGUCAGAAUCUGCUUAGCGCAUCUGUUGCUACCGCGAGAACUUUGCAGUUCAAGUCUCAAAAUSAAGAUAAUUCUAAAGCGGACAAAAGCAAAACAGCGAAUUUAAUCGGUGGGAAGAGAUGCGAGUCUUCCAUUUAUAGGCCGACUUUGGUACCGAUCAAGGAGGAGACAGGAAACAACAAAAACKCCUCUCAGGCUCCUGACACGCAUGAGGAUAGCGACAAGGAGAAUAGUGACGAGAGUACCAACGUCCCACCGCGGUCCAUACUGUCAGUCACCUUUUUGUAGACGGCAAUGUACCUAUGUAGAGACAAAUUCUUCAAGGCAGCACACCCUUCGAUAGUUUUCGUAAACAAGCGAACAUGAUGAGCAGGAUUCCAGCMAAUAAACCUGUUUCCACAAGCCCUCUAGGAAAACCCUUCCUUCUCAGUUCUUAUUUAGAAAGUAACCACUCCAUGAAUCAACGAUCGCAGUAUGCUUCAUGUCUCCGACAUGUUCAACACACAUCAAAAAUGCCAAGCUUGGUGCUGCACGAAAUUAGAUUAGGUGAUACUUAUUAAUCAAAGUAGUUAAAAUAU